Phytomonas sp. Hart1 is the source of this 1875-nucleotide messenger RNA. Lineage: Eukaryota; Euglenozoa; Kinetoplastea; Trypanosomatida; Trypanosomatidae. The record is from the annotation of a GenBank genome assembly.
AUGAGAGAUUGCGGUUUAAUCCGACGUUAUGUCAGAUUUGAGAGGGUGCUGCCCCAUCCCUGUGCGCCGAAUUAUUGCGUGCGACAAACGUGGUUUAAACAGGUUCACACGGGCAAAAGUUAUUCUCGUUGCACGCCGCAGGCCGGGUUAUCUUCCACCCCGGAGUGCAAGCUUUCUCAACAGGGGUCCCUUCACGUUUGUUCUAAUAGUGAGGAACCCUUUCAGGAUGACAACUGGGCCCCCCCAGGACAUCAAGCGGUCCUUUCCGUUGUCUCCAGGGCACUUUCGUGUAGGGUAGACUGCCGUUGUUUCCUCGCGAGCCUCCGCUGUGCUCGGGACAUUGCAGCUGGGAUAGGGAAAGAAGCCCCCUCGUCUUGUUCCUCUUCUCCUUCUUUCCCUUCGGCCUCUCCGCGUGAAUUGUCGGGGCUUCCCUGGGGCCUAUGCUUGUCCCCAUCGCCGCGCCAAACCGUAGACAGCCUCAGCCGGUACCUUUUUCAGCAGGAACACAAACUGCAGGGUUUGCCAGCUAAGCAGGGUCUUCCUCUCUCAGGGAUGCCUAUCUACUCGACCACACGCCCAACCGCUGGGGAGAUGCCUGCGGUUAUCACAACGGCGGAGCAAAAUGGUGCAUAUGGGCGUAUUUUACAGCAGUGGGUCCUCACACCUCUCCGAGAUUGCGUGCAGUACUCUAUUCAGUAUGCCACUUUGCAGCCUCCGCCAGAUGCCGGGGGAAAGGGAGGCUUACCUAGCGAAGAUUGGUGCCAACAGGCUGUGGCCUCAGAGCACCUCUGGGAUGAGUCUGCAGCCGCCGCUUACCUUGUUGAGGUUCUUUCACACGACGUAUUUCGUAAAUCAUUGUAUCAAAAGGCGUGGAGGGAAGCAUCACGACGACACACCACGCUUUUGGCUCGAGUAGAUCUCUUGUUUGCUUCAUCUCAACUCGGAAAAGCUUUUUCCUCUACUUCUUUAUCAAGUGCUGUUGACACGGAAGCUGAACUGAUUUCUGAUAAUCUCAAUAUCAUAAAAGAAGAGUUGUUUGGGAUCCCACACAGUGUGGUUGAAGCUGCCGUACCGCAAAUUAUCACGCUCGAGAGGGCCUUCAGAGAUGGUGCGACGCAUAGGGGGCAGCGGAGCCCACUUGGUGACCUUCACUGCCACUCGCCCUCUCGAUACAUCACGCAACGAUCUAUGUAUGCAUUUUACACCAACUCCACUACUUUGACAUCCAAAUUGGGGAGGCCACCGACACACCUUCUCUUGUGUACACAACAACCAUUAACAGCCAAGCCGUCUAUGUCGGACGCUUGUAACAUGUUGUGGAUCUUACUUUAUGAGAUGGUGCAACUUCGGAUUCUGUGCGCGGUGCUCCUUCAAGUGGGUCUGCUGCUAUGGUGCGUGCAUCGCACCCAUCAAGGACGAGUCGAACUGGAAUCAGUAAAAAAUGCGGAAAAGGGUAACCCUUGUUGCAAGUCUUCUCUUUGUGUUUUAUCAACACCGAUAACCCCCCAUAGUGAGCCAAGAAACCACCUUUUGGAAAAUGUACUUUUGGAUGAAGUUGUCUGUGCUUGGAUGGCGGCAUCACUCGCAAGUACCAGUAUCGCAGACCUUCUCCAGCCACGUAUGGAUCGAUUAGCCUCAAAGUUUAGCCAGAAUGCUCUAGUAAUACCAUGGGUCCCCAAGGAAGAGGAACUUUUUGAAAUGGUCACCGAAGAUAAGACACAAAGGCCACCUGAGGCUCGCGGUGCCAUGACGAAAGUUUGUACUAAAAAUCCGAACUACAGCUCUGUGCAGGCGCUUUACAAAUAUAUCUCAUCGAGACUUAGAUCUAUUGAAUUAAAUCACGAAGCUCCUCAUACUCCCACUGAGCGCACAUAA